This is a messenger RNA of Adineta steineri, 1176 nucleotides long. The record is from the annotation of a GenBank genome assembly. Lineage: Eukaryota; Metazoa; Rotifera; Eurotatoria; Adinetida; Adinetidae.
AUGUGUUCAUAUUCAGUAUCUUUCGGUUUGAAACAAAUGCUUCUUCACACGACAUUAAUAGCACAUAAUGAACUACAAGAUAGUUAUGAUAUUGUUAUUAAAUUCCAUUCUGCAAAGAACUUACCAAAAAAAUUUCUUGGUCAUACUACUCCAUAUUGUGUAGCUAAAAUAGAUCAUAAAAUUUCGUAUACAUCAACUAUUAUAUCAAAAACGUCUUCACAUACAUGGGAUAAUGAAAAAUGGUUCGUUCGAAAUAUUCCCAUCAAUGCCAAACUUUCUGUUAAAGUCUACGAUAAAGAUGAUGAUCAAAUUGUUGAUGAUUAUAUUGGUCGAUUUGAUAUUAUUGAUCUUAUUAAUUAUACUCCUCCUGUCAAAGGCCAUAAAAUUAUUGGACUAUUUGGUCAACAUCACGGUUACUUUCAUUUAUCUAUUGAGUUGACGAAAUCAUCUGAUGAAACUAAACAUCUUCCACCUUAUACAUUCGAUGGUCCUUGUCGAUAUUUUCGUCACGAUUCAUUUGCUGUUGGUCGUUUAACUAUGCUCAAUACUGAUUAUGUUUAUUCAACAUGGAAAAUACAAAUACGACGAAUUUCUGAAUUUUUCAAACCUUGUGAUCGACAAUAUUGGAAUAAAAAAUAUCUUGCAGCUCGAACUAUAUUUGGUAAUUUUCCUCAUUCUUUGGCAUCACAAAGUACUAUUAAAUUAGCGCAUAAAAUUCUCUAUGGUCGAACAAUAAAAAAUACUGAAAGUGGUCAAUUAACAAAUGCUGAUCAGUUAUGGAAAUCAAUCUUUACCGAUCCGAUAACAAAAGAAAUUAAACCUUGUAUUUAUACAUAUAUAAUUGAUAAUAAUACAUGGCGAUUUAGUCAAACAGGUACACAAUUUUUUACAAAUUUUGCAAGUAAACAUGCCUUAUUAGCGAAUUGUUCUGAACAUGUUCGUUAUGCUGGUGAAUUUCAUCCUCGUCCAAAAUAUGGUUGGGAUAGAUGUGAUGAUGAAUGGGAAUUAGUAUUUGAUAAUGGAUCUGGUACUUAUGCACCAGAUGCCAGUCUCUUGAUUAAUUUGAAAGAAUUAUUAGCAUUUAAUUUUCCUGGUUUAAAUAUUGUUACAUAUAAUCGUGAAGAUCCACAAUUAAAACAAAAUAUACAACAAUUAAAGUUAUUUAUGGAAAAUUAA